AUGGGUAGGAUUUUACUUGAGACGCAAGCAGCCCCAACGCUUUCAGCUACUGAUGCAAACCCUAGAACCUUAGGAGUCUCUAGCAACAACAACAAUAAUGUAGCCAGCAUGGAUACAAACAUGGUGAUCAUACUAGCCGCUCUUCUAUGCGCCUUGAUCUGUGCCCUUAGCCUCCAUUCGAUCUUGCGUUGUGUCAUACGCUGCACAAGGAGGUUCACACCAAACCAAGAUCCAACUGACACGAACGCAAACGUGUCGAACGGGAUCAAGAAUCAAGCGUUGAAGCGCAUUCCCGUGGAUUCUUACAGCUCGGAGCUUAAGAUGAAAGCCACAGAGUGUUUGAUCUGUUUAGGAGAGUUUGUUGAAGGAGAGAAAGUUAGGGUUUUGCCUAAAUGUAACCAUGGCUUCCACGUGAAGUGUAUAGAUACUUGGUUGCUCUCACAUUCCUCUUGUCCGACUUGCAGACAAUCACUCGUUGAACAUCAGACUCCGGCGGAUGGUUCGUGGCGGGAUGAUGACGUGUCGGUUGCAACCUAA
Molecule: messenger RNA, 537 nt
Organism: Arabis nemorensis
Lineage: Eukaryota; Viridiplantae; Streptophyta; Magnoliopsida; Brassicales; Brassicaceae
Source: the annotation of a GenBank genome assembly